This is a messenger RNA of Knipowitschia caucasica, 5463 nucleotides long. NCBI's taxonomy places the organism in Eukaryota, Metazoa, Chordata, Actinopteri, Gobiiformes, Gobiidae. The record is from the annotation of a GenBank genome assembly.
AUGACGUUACACACUCACUCUCGGUCCCCAGCGCAACGUCUCCUCCUCGCGUCCUCCCCCUCCUCGUCGUCGUCCCUUCCUUCCCCUCAAUCGGUCUAUCUCUCCCAGUCCACUUCUCCCAGCACUCACUCUCGUCGCGAUUCAUCCUCUCUUCCUCCUCUCAUCCUGUCGGUUCCGGCGCUUCUCCCGUCUUCCUCCUCGGCCCUACUCCCCGGUCCUUCCCUCCUCGUGACUCUCUCUCGAGCAGUCCUCUCGUCCUCUCCUCAACUCUCUUACCUCCCGGUCACCCUCUCCUCCACUCCCUACUCUCUCAUACCUCUCUCCUCUCCAUCGAUCGCUUACUCCCAAGUCUCUUCCUCCACUCGCCCUCUCCAUCUCACCUCCUCUCAUUCUUCCUCUUCUCCGACAUCCACCUGUCUCCCCCGCCGUCACUCUCUCAACAACUACAGGGGUAACCGUGCUCUCACCUCUCCCCACAGCUUCCUCUCGGCCUCCCCUCCCGCUCCGGCCAUGACCAAGCCGUCUAUCCGUCUCCCAUCCUACUCUCAUCCAUCUCCUCCAUCUCUCUCUGAUACUCACCUGACCUCCACCUCCAAUCUCCCCUCGCCCCUCUCGACUCCGCUCGCUCGUCUCACACCCUCCUCUUCUCUCUAUCUCUCUCUCAAUCUCCCUCCAUCUCUCCGUCCAGGACCAUCAUUCCCUCGCUCCUUCUUCUCCCCGCCGAUUCUCCCCGUCGCUCAUUCCCCACGACUAUCCUCGUCUCUCCCUCGCCUCCUCCGACUCUCUCCCCGAACCUUUCUCCCGUUCGCCGCCCAUCCUUUCCCUCUCUCUUUCUCUUCCCUCACCUCCUUCCAGCCUUCAUUCUGCUCUCCUCUCGAAUUCUCUCAUCCUCAUCAAACAUCUCGACACGUCUACUCUCCCUCAUCCCGCCCCCAGUAUCUCUUCUGUCUCCUCUCCUAUCUCCCCCUCUCCUGUCCCAUCUCCCCCCCUCUCCUCCGCUCCCCUCCUCAUCAUUACUUCUCUCCAUUCGUCUCCUCUCUCCUCUCCUCCGGCCUCCCUCUCAUCUACUUCUCCAAUCCUCGGCGGCACUUUCUCCUCUCUUCCUCUCCUCCUCCUCUCGCCGCCAACCCCUCUCACCUCUCCCGUCCCUCCCGUUCCUCUCCCGCGCUCCCUGGUUCACAAUACUCCCUCACUCCGCACAUCCUCGUUCAGCUUUCUCAUCUCUCCCCCUCUCACUCGUGCCCUCCCGACCGCAACUCUCAUCUACUCUCUCUCCUUCGCUCCUCGCCUGUCUCUCCCUCCGCCUCUCUCUUACUCCCUUUCGACUCUCAUCCACACCCGUCGCGUAGUCUCUCUCUCAGUCCACGUCGACUUCCGACCCCGCCUCUCUUCUCUCUCGACGCACCUCUCCUCCCCUCAUCCGGGCUCCCAUCACUCCACCCACUCUCUACGCCUCCUCAGGCGGUCUCGCCCCGCCUCGCCUCCUCCCCCUCCACCCUCUCUCACUUACUCUCUCCUCCUCUUACACUUCAUCACUUCUCCCCCCGUCGCCCCCCUCUCCUCACCCUCCUCCUCCGGUUCUCCUCCUCUUCUUCUCACUACUCGCUUCCCUCCAUCCUUCCUUCACUCAUCCACACGCUCGACCUCUCGUCUUCCUCUCAUCCUAUUCUCUUGAAGCCAUCGUCUCACUUCUCGUCUCAUCACUCCUCCCUCUCUACCGUAUCCGCUCCGCUCUCUGUCUGUCACUCUCACUUCGUGCGCUCCUUCUCCUCCCCCUCCGGGUCCGUGCUCGUCGCGCUCUCUCCUCUUCCCUCUCCCUCGUUCUCUCAACCUCCUCCUCCUCUCAAGCUCCUUCAUCUCCUCUCGCCUACGUCUUCUCGCUCCUCCUCUCUCCUUCCCUCUCCUCUCAGAACCUCCACGUCGCCAUCUGAACUCACCUCACCUCGCAUUCUACCUCUCAUCCCGCUUACCCAUCACUCACGUCGUCGCUCACCUCCUCCGCAUCGCCACCCAGUCUACGUGCCGCUAUCCUCCCUAAAAUCACGACGGCUCGUCGCGCGCCUCCCGCCGCCAAUUGAUGCUCUCUCCCUCUGCUACCCUCUUCGACACCUCUUCCUCCACAACCCUCCCCCUCCACCGUCUCUCUCCCCCCACCCUUCUAACUCUCAUCCCCUUCCCGUUAUCCCUCUCUACUCGCAGCAUUCUGAUACUCCGCAAUUCUCCCCGAAACAACUCGCUACCCUCCACUCUCCAUCAGGCUCGGUCUAUGCCCUCUCGCUCCCACUCAAUGCCUUCAUCUCUUCAUCCCCCCUCCCUCAUUCUCUCCUCCUCCCAUCGUGCUUCGCCUUCCUUCUCUCUCUCCCACUCCCACCAUCUCCAGGCAUCUCUCGCCUCCUCAACUCUUCUCCCUGGCAUCCGCCACAACAUAACAUCCCUCUGCGUCUCCGACGAUUACAUCACCCCUCUUCAUCCACUAAAGUCUCAUUCUCCUCACUCACCCAACCCUCUUCCCGACCGUCGAUUCCCCUCUGCAACUCCCCUCCUCUCCUUCCGACUCUACUCAUCCCCUCCAAUCCUCCCGACUCCUCUCACCUACUCAUCUGUCCAUCCAGCAUCUCUACUCAAACUCGGCUCAGCAACUCCCACGUCACAUGGGCUCAUCAUCCCCGCCGCGCUCAGCACAUCCUAUCGCGACUCCCCCCUUCACAGUCUUCCUGUGUUCUCUCCUUCCGUCCUCUCCCCGUCUUCGCAUCGCUCGAUCCCUCGGCUCGUCUCAUCCCACUUCAAUCCCCCCUCCCCUCCUCCCAUCCCCCCUUCCUCCUACUCGCGUCCGAGUCUCCUCAGCCUUUCGCUCCCUAUAUCUGCACCAUCUCCGUCUCGGUUCUUCUCCCACCCUCGGAACGAACUCAAGACAUCAGGCCAUCCACCGUCCACUUCAACGAGAGUCCCGCUCCUUCCCCCCGACCUCUCACCCUACAUCCUCGGGUCCCGUCGCCUCACUCACUCUCUCCCUCGUCAUCUCGUCACGCUCCCUCCUCCCUCGCGGCUCGGUCUCCUCUCCUAACUCUCCGAACGUCCACUCCCAACUCGUCCCCCCGUCUCUCGUCCUCUUCUCACCCCGCCUCCGGCGACACGUCCACGCGACUCACAUCGCCCCCAAUUCCGCCCCGUCUCUCACUACACCGUCCCUGUCCCCCUCGAUCACCGCCCAAUAAAAAACCCGACUGGCAUUGUUCUCCUCAUCCCAUCGCUUCCUCGUCGGGCCUCUCCCGCACUCGUCCUCCCCUCCUCGCCUCCUCACUCAUCCCUCGUCUCAUUCUCGUGUCUUCCGUCCUCUCUCCUUCAUCCGCGACUCCUCGGCUCUCGUUCAUGGACGUCAACCCGCCCUCGAGCUCACCAAACCGUCGACUCUCUCCCCCCAUCUCCUGUCCAUUCUCUCCGUCGCCCAUCUCUCGUUUCCAACUCCUCCUCGUUCCUCCCAUGAGCUCGCCGCUCAUUCCUGACGUCCAUCCGAUCGCAUCCUCACCUCCGAGUCUCUCAGCCUACGCCAUCCUUCCCCAACCGACAGACUCAAGUCGAACCUACAUCGAACCGAACUCCCUCGACUUCACUACGUCCUCUCCGUCCACUCGUAGCCUCGGUCUUCCACAAUCUCCUCUAACUAUCAUCGUCGCUCCAUCAUCGCUCCGUCCACCUCCGCGAUCCGUCCUUCUCCCCCCCUUCGCCACAGAGCCCUGCUCUCGAUCUCCCUCCCUCGCCUCGUCGCUCUCCCUCCGUCCUCCACACAUCUCUAUCAAUGUCCACUCCCCCCACAAGGUCUUCGCCCUCAAUCUAUUCCGACUCAACUCUCUUACCUCUCACCCAGGUUCUCUCUUCUCCUCCACGUUCACUCACUCGACCACUACCUACACCAACAAAUCUGCGCCAACCGUUCUCAAUCCUUCCCGAAAUUCAAUCCCCUCACCCCUCUCGGUCCACCCACACGUCACGCUCAUCUCCUCCCUCGUCACUCUCGCCCAACCACAUCCGAACUCCCGCAUCCUCCUCCCCCAUUCUCCCUCCAUCGGUCUAUCUCCACACUUCAAAAGUACAAUCACACGACAAUCCUCAACGUCACCUCGAUACCGUCUCCUCUCAAGGCUUCUCGUCGCUCCCUCUCUCCUAACACUCGUCCUUCAACCGGCUCCAUCUCAUCCUAUCGCAACUCGCUGUCGUCCGCACGUCUCGCGUCCUUCCACCCUCGCUAUCUCGACGCUCCACCAGCUCACGCCUCCACUCAUCUCGCUCCCUCUCCAAUCCUUCCUCUCCUCUCCUCCUCCUACCUCACUCAAAAUUCCCCCUCUCUCUACCAUACAUACUGUUCUCCCCUCAGUUCUCCCAAUCUACCUUCCCCUCCGAACUCAGCAUCCAUCACUCCCUGCUCUCCCCUCUCGUACUCAUCUCUUUCCUCUCACCCAUCGCUGCAGAACUCUCCCCCCCAUUCUCCUCAUCCUAUGCGUCCUCUCCUUCUCUCUGCCGCCGGCCCUCCCCUUCGUCUCUCCCUCACUCGAAUAUCGUCCCACAGUCCAUCUUCCCUCCCCUCCUCACAAUACUUCCACUUCCGGCGCUCAUCCUGCUCACCCGCCCUCAGCCGUCCCCUCCUACUUCCUCUCUCUCUCAACUCGUCCGUCGUCCAGAUAUCACCCCUUCCUCUCACAGUCUUCCGCUCCUCAACCUCCGCCCCUCCAUCUUGCCACGGGUCUCAUUCAUCCUCCUUCGCCGCACCCUCCGCCAACUUCCGUCCUCCUCUCCCAACCACUCAAGAUCGUCUCGGUUCGUCGAUCUUCCAACUCACUCAUUCCCUCUCCUCCGCCACUUCCUCCCCCCCCAAUCCGUCAAUCCUCCCCGGGGCGUCUCGCGUGGGAUCGCCCCCCCCCCGUCGCCUCUCACUCUUUCUCCGAUCCCACAUCCUCACUUCUUCCCUCACCACGCUCCUGCCAUCCGGGUAUAGCCCAACAUUCCCAUCACAUCGCGAUCCUCAACGUCGCACGCGCGCGCUCAUCCCCCACUCAACAUCCAUCCCCAUCCCACACCUCCCAUCUCCCCAUUCUUUUCUCCGUGUCCCAGCACUCGUCCCAUAAUUCACUACUCCGCUCCGUCACGUACUCCUCCCUCCCUCCUUGCCGUCCCCUUCCCUCUAACCACCGUCUCCGUCCCUCCCCCACUCCCCUCCCUCCUUCUCCAAUCACUCUUCUCCUCCACGACAUUCAGAAUCUCAGACUUUCAUACCGUCCCUCCCUUCUACCUCUACUCACUCCGCCUCUCACGGUCCACAGACACCUCUCCAUCCCCUCCUCCACUUCACUCUCCACUUCUGAUCACUCCCUCAAACCCAACUCUACUCCUCUCCCUCCCCCAUCCGAUCAAAUGCUCGUCCGUCACCAAGGUUCAAGAGAGCUUCUCGACACGCCCAACUCACGAUAG